This is a messenger RNA of Amphiprion ocellaris (clown anemonefish), 7595 nucleotides long. RefSeq names its product sodium/hydrogen exchanger 2-like. The transcript is spliced from 13 exons. The record is from RefSeq and is a predicted model, not a curated record. Gene Ontology annotation, molecular function: sodium:proton antiporter activity. Lineage: Eukaryota; Metazoa; Chordata; Actinopteri; Pomacentridae. Gene Ontology annotation, cellular component: membrane. Gene Ontology annotation, biological process: proton transmembrane transport; sodium ion transport; regulation of pH. Bases 637 to 3099 code for a protein of 820 amino acids.
UAAAGUCAAAGAUAUUUCAUUUAAUUUUUUUUUAUUAUUUAUUAUUUUCUGGUAAAGAAAUAUGUUUUUUCGUGAUUUUAUCUAUUAUUACAUGUAAUUUAACAUUAUGUGUUGAUGUUGUACGGAUUCUCAUACAUGUAGAAAACAUUUACUUAUAUUACACAUCUCUAACAGUGUUUUACUGUUUUUUGUUGCUUGUUUAUGUCAUUUUCAGGCAGAACAAACCUUCAGGUCUCAUAUAAUUAAACCUCUGCUGCCAUCAUGUGGAUUUUUCCCACAGACUCCAACGUCUGCGUUUCACAACUUCUCCUCCAGCCGGUAAUGUGAGUAAAUGUCUGGUUUAAACUGAGUGGCAGCUCCAGAUCUUCAGCCUGUUUCCUGUCUUUCAGAGUGAAGCUGCUCCACCCAGCAGCAGGACUCACCUGGUGAGGCAGGUUGAGAACAGGUGGAACCAGAACUGAGCUGCAGCUUCUUGUUCACGCUCAGGAAGUUUGCUGCUGUUUCUUUGAGGGAUUAAAGUGACGUUUUAUCACAUUUUAUUGACCGAGGAUUGGACUCUACUGACAAAUAUGUGAUCUCUAAACCUUAAAUGGAGCUGGCUGUGCAGGUUUUUGAUAAAUUAGACUUUUUUCUUUGAUGUUUCAGGAGAGUUUUGAGCCUAAAUCAGUGGAAAUGGGGAGACUUCCCUGCCUCCUUCUUGUCCUUGUGCUCUGCUGGAGUUUUGGGAGAUGUGAGCUCCAGGAUGAGAAGCCUCCGUCCAGCAGCAUCCCCACCGUCAAGCCUCUCCACGAUGAGCUCAACCAGCCCCAGGCCUUCCCUGAGGAGCAGAGGGCCAACCUGCCCGUCUUCACCAUGGACUAUCCCCGGAUCCAGGUGCCCUUUGAGUUCACGCUCUGGGUGCUGCUCGCCUCCUUCGCCAAGAUCGGUUUCCACAUCUACCAUAAGAUCACCAUCUGGAUCCCAGAGUCGUGUCUGCUGAUCUCCAUCGGUCUGGUGGUUGGAGCCAUCAUGCACUCAGUGAAGGAGGAGCCUCCGGCGGUGCUCAGCUCCAACGUCUUCUUCCUCUACAUGCUGCCGCCCAUCGUGCUGGACAACGGCUACUUCAUGCCCACGCGGCCGUUCUUCGAGAACGUGGGCACCGUGCUGUGGUACGCCGUGGUGGGAACCCUGUGGAACAGCGUCGGCAUCGGGCUCUCGCUCUUCGCCAUCUGUCAGAUCGAGGCGUUCGGGGUUCAGGACAUCAACCUGCAGGAGAACCUGCUGUUCGCCUCCAUCAUCUCGGCUGUGGAUCCUGUCGCUGCUCUCAACGUGUUCGAGGACAUCGGAGUCAACGAGCAGCUUUACAUCGUCAUUUUUGGAGAAGGACUCUUCAACGAUGCCGUCACUGUGGUUCUCUACAGCAUGUUCUCCUUCCUGGCCGACCUGCCGGUGGUCGAGUCCGUCGAUGUUUUCCUGGGAGUCGCUCGCUUCUUCGUUGUGGGGGUCGGUGGCGUCCUCUUCGGCCUCCUGUUCGGCUUCGUGGCAGCGUUCACGACACGUUUCACCCACAACGUCCGUCAGAUCGAGCCGCUGUUCGUCUUCAUGUACAGCUACCUGGCCUACCUGGUGGCCGAGCUGUUCGCCAUCUCCAGCGUCUUGGCUAUCAUAACGUGUGCCAUCACCAUGAAGUACUACGUGGAGGAGAACGUGUCCCAGAGAUCCUGCACCACCAUCCGUCACGUGGUCAAGAUGUUAGCGACCGUCUCCGAGACGCUCAUCUUCUUCUUCCUGGGUGUGGUUACCAUAACGACGGAGCACGAGUGGAGCUGGGCCUACGUCCUGUUCACGCUGCUGUUCGCCUUCGUCUGGAGGGGAAUCGGGAUGCUGGUUCUCACUCAGAUCAUCAACCCGUUUCGAACCAUCCAGUUCAACUUCAAGGACCAGUUUGGUUUGGCCUACGGAGGCCUGCGAGGGGCAAUCUGCUUCGCCCUGGUCUUCACUUUACCCGACAACAUCAACAGGAGGAACCUGUUCGUCACGGCCUCCAUCGCCAUCAUCAUCUUCACCGUCUUCAUCCAGGGAAUCAGCAUCCGUCCCAUCGUGGAGUACAUAAACAUCAGGAGGACCAACAAAGACCUGAACACCAUCAACGUGGAGGUCCACACCAGGAUGAUGGAACACGUCGUUUGUGGCAUCGAGGACCUGUGUGGUCAGUGGAGUCACUACUACUGGAAAGACAAGUUCAAGAAGUUCAACGAUAAAGUUCUGAGGCGGAUUCUGCUGCGAGACAACCGAGCCGAGUCCAGCAUCGUGUCUCUCUAUAAGAAGCUGGAGCUGCAGAACGCCAUCGACUUACUGGAUACGCCGAUGGGAGAUCUGAGCGCAGCGCCAUCUAUCAUCUCUCUGCACGACGAGAAGAAGGAGGCGGCUCGGCCCAAGAAGAAGUUCUUGGCCGCUGACGUGAGGAAAAUGCACGACAUCCUGUCAAAGAACAUGUACAAGAUCCGACACAAGACAAUAGCCUACACCAACAAAUAUAAUCUACCUGACAACAGUCGAGCCAGGGAGAUUCUGAUUCGCCGCCAUGCAAGCAUCAGACGCAGCCUUCGACCUGGAAGUUUCCGAGAGCUGGGAGAACAGAACAUCCCCAGAUCUCAGAAGUAUUACUCCCUCCAGCCUGGAGGAGACCUGGAGUCUGCGUUCGGCCUCAGAAGACGAAGUCACGCCGGUGAUGAGGUGGAUCGAGUCUCGGCUCGCCUCCAGGCCUCCGGUGUGUCUCCACGCUCCUCCUCCCGCUCUCUGGUGCCCAUGAGGAGGCUGAACACCAUCCAGGAACAGGGGGGUUCGGGGAAGAACGUUGUGGACCAGGAGGCCUCUGGAGGUCGGUCCGGUUCCAGCCUCAGAGGCAGGAAAGCUCCGGUUCCUGCACCCAGGAGACGCAGCUCGGAUCGGGAAGACGACUCUGAACCUCCAGGAAGAGGGGAGGAAGCGCUGAAUCCUCCCCAGCUGCCUCCUGCUUCACGCUGGGUACCCGAGGACAGAGACCCCCGAGAAGAUGAGGCAGGAAACCCACUGCUGAGACACUCAUCACAGACAUCUGGAGGCUCCGCCAGGUUAUGACUGAAAGCAGCCUCACAUCUGCCUUUUAGUAAAUAUCAAAACAUUUUGUUCACCGUUAAUGACUGGAGAAAAUGAAACUCUGAUGGUCUGUUCACAGCAACUAUGAGGACUGGUCCGAAUGGCUUAUUUAUGCUCUUUUCAAGCAUAUUUACGUCAUUACACUUGUUUUAUUGAAGCCCUAAUUUCAUUUACUCUCAGUAAGUCCAGUUUCCAAUCACUCAGGGUCGUUACUAUGUACUUUUAACAUGUUUUUAACAAAUUUUGUAUACAUAUUUUUGCAAUGUUAAAGUUAUUUACAUGUUUCUAAAGGGAAUUUUGAGCUUUGUUUUUAUUAAGUUGGCAAAAUUUUAAGAAUUAGACUGCUCCAGAGGUAAGGAGGGAGGUGAGAGGAAUUGAAAUCCUGACGUUAAAGUGAAAUAUUUGGUUUGAUUAACGAGCUAAUUUUAUUAAGUUGCAUCAACUUCAAUCUAUUUUAAAGAAACUUUGGUAUAAAUUACAACAUUAAGUUCAUACAACCUUAUUAUGUCAACUCAACCGAUCAAAACAAUGCCUGCAACUUAAGUGCUUUGCUUAAAUCACCAAAUUAAACUAAAAAAGCUUGUUAACCAGCUUCCACUUGAAAUGUUUGCAUCAUAACAUACAUUUUUUGAUCAGACAUGCAAGUCUUGAGUAGGCAAUAAAGAAUAAGCAUGUAUUGUUUACAAGCAGCUACUUUGAUUUUUUUUAAGCACAAAAAUGCUAAAAGUUCAACCAUUUGAAUUUAAAUGCAGCUUCCUUCCAUCUUCCACCCAUAAAUGUUAAUUUAACAUUAGUCCCAGUUGUGUUCUAUUCAAGGAAACAUGGCAGUAAUAGCAGUUUUCUGCAGCUUUAAGCGGAUUAAUGUGCAAUUAUCUGAGCUGCCAGUCAGGCUGAGGCAUCAUGGUCAUUUCAUGGUGAAAAUACGUUAGAAAAAGAAAUCUAAUUCUGCUUUAAAAAAUGCUAAUACUCGAUUUUAACAUCCCUAUCCAAUUAAACAGAUGGCAGCAGCGUGGUCUGUACAAAGAAGACAGUGUUGUGAUAAAAUUAGCAGCAAGUAGAGCUCAGAGUUUGAGCCAAUGAGUUGGUGAAAUUAACUUUAUUUAGCAAGAAAAUUGACCUAAAGGCUGGAAAUGAUUACAAACCUGGACCAGACAAAAGCAGCCAUUUUCUAAAUCUUCCUUCAAACCAUAGCAGCCAGAAUUAGCCGCCGCAGCUCUGCUAAGCUUAAAAUCUGUAUUCAAGUAUUAUGUUAAAAGACAAAAAUCUAAUUAUAAGAUAGUUUAGAGGACAGCGUCUUUUAUCUAUCCUUUACAAAACCAAAAACGAGCAAAAAUCUAAAAAACUAGAUUCAACAAUCUGCCCCAAAGCGAGCUACAAACGUUAGCAUGUCUGGCUAACUAGCUUCCUACAUCUGUUGAGCUACUAACACAAACCAAGGGUAAGUUUUGAAAUAACUACAUUGUUUUGUGGGGUUCAGGUUAAAUUUUUAAAAAUUAAGCUAAACAAAAAGCCUGUUUAUAACUUAAUAACACAUUUUCUCUGCUGGUUUCAAGCUGGAAAUGGAUGCUAUUCGCUAUAUCCAUCUUUAGGCUGAUGCUAGCGGCUAUGCUCAGCGCUACUGGAUUUAGGUAAGUUGACUUUCCAGUAUUAUUAAAUUUUGUUUUGUGUUCAAACACCCUGAUUAGUCCCCUUUGUUAAUGAAAUUUCUCUUGUAUUAUUUUGUCAAAAUAUAUUUGAAAAUAUGAGCAAUAAUGCAAACAUGUAUGCAAGUAUGCAGCUAAUCCACAUGUAGCUUUAGCCUCCAUCUUUUAGCACAAUAUCAGAAUUGUACUGUAAACCAGGCAUAUGUUUAGAUCCCUGGGUUCUUUUUAAAAUGAAAUUGACUGGAAAGGUUUAAAAAAAAAUGGCUAAACACAACAACAUUAAUCAUAAAAUUGUGAAGAUAAUGUUAGCUACAGCUGUCAGCUAAGCUUAAGAUGAAAAAUAUGAAAUAAAAAGACUGCUUUGAUCUGCCUGUGUUUGAAAUGGAAGACAAUUUGUUUUCAGUAACAGAUAUAACUGAUUAUAUUAUUUUUCUUUUGCCUCUAUGUAUUUAAGUGAGAAUAGAGUCGGAGGUGUGGAUAUCUGCACCUAAAUUGUAGAUAUUUGUAAUGAAAAACUAAUUGAGUAAAAAUGACAUCAUUUGUCUUGUAGGAACGUUAUUCUGGAUAUGUGAAAAGACUGGAAAAGCUGAAUUAUAAUCUGCAAUACAUAUACAUAGCUAUUAAAUGUAAAAGCACAUUGUGCUAAAAGGUGUAUAUUGUACUGCAAAAACUCACAUUAUAGCAGAAAAAUUACUUGUUUGCCACCCUUUAUCCAUAUAAUAUGCUGUCCUUAUAUUAAUAGAAUCCGACCAAUUUAUGUUUCCUUCAUAAUGCAUUUGCUGCUGCAAAUUGGCUCUACGUAAAGAUAAUUUCUAGGAGACAAGCUUAUAAAAUCAAUAAGAAGACACUCAUCUGUGCUUUCAAAUGAUCUUCUUAGGAGUGUAGCAUCCAUUUUUUAAAUUUGUUUAACCUUCAGUCGAAUGUGAAAUGAUGUAACAGAGAUGUGGAUCCAGUAAUAUCAGCUGAUGGAGUAACAUUACACCAUUUAAACAGAGCAUUUGAAACCAGCCAGGGGACCCACAGGUGCUAUUAAACUCAGGAAAGAGGAGAUCGAGCACAAAACACUCCCCCUUGUUUGCUUUAAUGCCCUCUUUUAUUAGUUCAUUCGACUCUCUGAUGGCCUUCUACACCCAGAUAAUCUAUCAGAGUUUGUGUCUCACAGGAAGCAUAAACUAUAAAUAUGUUUUUGUUUCUUAAAGGUGCAUCAAGGAGAUUCUACUUGAAAUUCAGCAAAAUCUAUCACAACAGCGUGUUCAAAAUUAGAUUAAAGAUGCUUUCUGGAAAUUAAAAUGUGCAGGAAGUGUUUAAAAGUGAGUGUUUCAGUGAAAUUGUGCGUAGAACGGCUCAGAUUAAAUAGAAUAGAUGUGAGCUUUUAUCAUGAUGACAGCUUGCAGUGGUCUUUACUCUGAUUUCUGUGUAAAUCUGCUGUGACAGGAAGCCUUGAACAGCAGACAGUCGGUAUCCCUUUAUGAACUAAAUACACAAGUUCAGCAGCAGUUUAUAAACCAACCACAGGAUUUGACCUUGACCUGCUGUGUUUCACUGAUAUAGAAGGAAAAUGCUUACAAAGAGGCACAAAAAUACCACAAAGAAGCUGAAAAUGACAACAAAGAGAGUCAAAGUGACAACAAAGAGAUGCAGAACAGACACAGAAUGACAGCAAGAUUUAAAACUGCUACAAAAGAUUCACAACAAUCACAUAAAACAUAGAAUAACUACAAAGAGAUAUGAAAUAGUUUUAAAAAAGUGAAAAUGUCUACAGCAAGAUUUGAUGACCACAAAAGAGUUGAAAACAGAAGCAAAACAUCAGUACAAAGAUGCAAAAAAAAAUGACAGAUAUGCAAAUUGAAGGCGAGGAAAUUUAAAUUGACUGCAAAAAAAUGCAAAACAAAAAUUCACAGCCACAAAAAACAACAUUAAAUGGCUACAAAGACAUGCAAGAUAUCCUCUAAAAGACACAAAAUGCCCACAGAGUCUCACAAAAGGAAAACUACUACAAAAGUAUGCAAAACAACCAUAAAGUAAUGCAAAAAAUAACCACAAAGACAUGCAAAAUGACAACAGAAAGAUGCAAAUCAACUGCAAAGCGAAACAAAAUCUCCACAUAGAUCCAAAGUGACCAGAAAAAAAAUGAAGAUGCAAAAUCACCACAAACCAAAAAAGAAGUGAAACACAAUCCCAUUGACAGAAAAUGACUACAAAAAGUAACAAAAGAACCACAACAACAUGCAAAGCAACGGCAGAGAUGCAAAAUUAUCACCAAAGAAGCAGCUUAACCACAAAUAGAAGCAAAACAACCAAAGAAAGAUCCAACAUAACCACAGAGAAAUGCAGUAUUACUUUAAAGAGACCAUAAAAGAAGCAAAACAACCUAAAAAAUUUCAAAUGGACAACAAAAGGUGCACAUAAGAAACAUAAAAUAACAAAUAAAAAAUAACAAAAAAAACCCCCAAAGGAUGCAGAACAACCAAAAAGCAACGCAAAAACACAAAACAAGCAUUUGCAAAACAACCAAAAAAAGAAAAUGAACCACAAAAUAAUGCAGGCUAAACCCAAAGAAAUGCAAAAUGACUACCAUUUUUCACGUCGGGACUGAGUUUGAAUCGACUCAUUACAGCUCUGCUCUGGAAAGUGUUUGUCUUGAUUACUGCACAGCUGCUCUAAUGAAAGACGCUCCACUGGAUCGGCAGCGUUUCAUUGUUUACUGAAAAUCAGUUCACUAUGAAAUUAAAUGUGAUGAAGGAAGACAAAGACCUGAUAAACGCACAAACUGGGAAUGUUGCUGUGUGUAAGAUUUCUGAGUUGUGGAGAUAAAUGAGCCAGUUCGAGCUAAAA